CACCACACGCCGGAGCUCCUUAGUCUGGUUCACGACAUCGCCGGAAUGUGCGCCGGGGCUGGAGGUGUGUCCUCCUCCGCCACCGCCAUUGCCGCCGAUGCCAUGUUUAAGAAGGAUUGCACCGAUCUGGUUCGCAGGAUCUCCCUCCUUACCCACUUGUUCGAGGAGAUUGGGGAACUGAACAAGGUUUUCGAUUCUGCUUCCAGUUCUUCCGCUACUGCUUCUGCUUCUGCUUCUUCGUGGUCCUCUGAUCUGGUCCUCGCUCUUCACUCUGCUAAGCGAUUGCUUUCGGUGGCUAGGAACUUCCGUUCCAAUUGCUCUUCUGAUGGAGCUGCCAAGACCAUUGUCUUCCAAUUUCAGUGUGUGACAUGGAAAUUGGAAAAAUUAUUAAGCAACUUACCAUAUGACAAUUUAGACAUCUCAGAGGAAGUCAAAGAACAGGUGGAUUUGGUAAGAACACAGUUAAGAAGAGCUACAGAAAAAUAUGGGUAUAUGAUUUCAACAAUGCCAUCUUAUGAAUUAUCCCAGCCUCUGGAUCAAGAACUUAGUCAGGUUCUUGGCAAAUCUCUGAGUGGAUUGCACAAACAAAACAGCUGUCCUGAACAUUUAUCAGAACUAGACAGCAUUCCUAAAAUCAAUGGAGGGAAAAGUUGCAGCACAUAUCGAGCAGGAUCUCGCUUGGAAAGAGCAAGGAGCAUUUCUGAGGUUUCCUUAUCAAAUGUAACUGAUCCUGAAAGUCAAGAGAUUUCUGAGAGAAAAAGUCAACCUCAAGUUAAAAAGCCUGGAGCAAUAGUAAUUCCUGAAGAUUUUCUAUGCCCUAUAUCCUUGGAAUUAAUGAGGGAUCCCGUUAUUGUGGCCACCGGUCAGACAUACGAGAGAUCUUACAUACAGAGAUGGAUAGAUUGUGGUAAUGCAACAUGUCCGAAAACUCAGCAGAAGCUCCAACAUUUGACCCUUACACCUAAUUAUGUUUUAAGGAGCCUUAUUACUCAGUGGUGCGUAGAGCACAACAUUGAGCAGCCAACUGGACUAACUAAUGGCAAAAUAAAAAAGAGUGAUGGAUCGUUCAGAGAUGUUACUGGUGACAUAGCAGCAAUUGAAGCUCUGGUCCAGAAGCUCUCCAGCCAGUCUGUUGAGGAGCGUAGAGCAGCUGUUACUGAAAUUCGAUCACUAUCCAAACGAAGCACUGACAAUAGGAUACUGAUUGCUGAAGCCGGAGCAAUUCCAGUUCUAGUGAACCUUUUAACUUCAGAAGAUGUAUUGACGCAAGACAAUGCAGUUACUUCAAUUCUCAACCUUUCUAUAUAUGAAAACAACAAGGGACUUAUAAUGCUUGCUGGUGCCAUUCCAUCCAUUGUCCAAGUCCUCCGAGCUGGAACCAUGGAAGCAAGAGAAAAUGCAGCGGCAACCCUCUUUAGCUUGUCACUUGCUGAUGAGAACAAAAUAAUAAUUGGUGCCUCAGGAGCUAUACCCGCAUUGGUGGAAUUGCUCCAAAAUGGGAGCCCUAGAGGGAAGAAGGAUGCAGCAACAGCAUUGUUUAAUUUGUGCAUUUAUCAAGGGAACAAGGGCAGGGCCAUUAGGGCAGGGAUCAUCAAAGCAUUGUUGCUGAUGCUUACAGAUUCAAGCAAAUCAAUGAUUGACGAAGCCCUAACAAUAAUGUCGGUUCUUGCCAGCCACCAAGAGGCAAAGGUUGCUAUAGUAAAAGCCAGCACUAUACCAGUUUUAAUAGAUCUUUUGAGGACAGGAUUGCCUCGCAACAAAGAGAAUGCAGCCGCCAUUUUACUUGCCUUAUGCAAGAGGGAUGCUGACAAUCUUGCUUGCAUAAGUAGACUCGGUGCUGUCAUACCUCUUUCUGAACUUGCUCGGAGUGGUACAGAGAGGGCCAAACGGAAAGCUACUUCAUUAUUGGAGCAUCUUCGUAAGUUACAACAGGUUUGAAUGGUGAAGUUCUGCAAGGAACUUCAAAUUUAAUAUCUUCCUCUCCGAUUAUUUGACAUAAUUUUCCACACUUCGGUUUGCAAACUGAUCAUACGAGGGUGAAAUAAGCAAAGUCAGCCUCAUUGGUUCAGUUCAUUCUUUCCUUCUUUUUUUGGUUUGUUCUUUGUUGACCCCUCU
This is a messenger RNA of Gastrolobium bilobum, 2115 nucleotides long. RefSeq names its product U-box domain-containing protein 11-like. Gene Ontology annotation, cellular component: nucleus; cytoplasm. The record is from RefSeq and is a predicted model, not a curated record. The transcript is spliced from 4 exons. Gene Ontology annotation, biological process: protein ubiquitination. Gene Ontology annotation, molecular function: protein binding; ubiquitin-protein transferase activity. Bases 46 to 1938 code for a protein of 630 amino acids. Lineage: Eukaryota; Viridiplantae; Streptophyta; Magnoliopsida; Fabales; Fabaceae.